Oikopleura dioica is the source of this 435-nucleotide messenger RNA. The record is from the annotation of a GenBank genome assembly. NCBI's taxonomy places the organism in Eukaryota, Metazoa, Chordata, Appendicularia, Copelata, Oikopleuridae.
AUGUAUCCGAUGACUCAAAUUGUCACGGGAAAUCUGCCGAGCUACACAACUGGAGAAGAAGGCGGACUCAUUACUGCGCAAGGUUGGGCCUGGGCUGCUGCUCUUGCUCUUUGCGGAAGAGACGGGUACGAGACGAUUAUGAAUAAACUCCGGACUCGUGAAACCUACCACGCAGUCAAACAAGCGCACCCAAAACUCAUCGCUGAAAGAUUCGGCGAGUUCGACAAGACCAUUCCUUCAUUUGAAAAUCCUCAAGUGGAUGAAACUAUCAUCGCGAAAAUGAUCGACGCGAAGGGUUCUCCACUUUUGGCCCCGGAGAGUUUUUCAAAGCCAUGCCAAGGACUCAUAUUUUCGCUGCGGAACAUGAUGUGCUUUAUGAUGAUCAAGUCGCGUUUACAAAAGUGGCGAAAAUGUUCGGAUCGGACAUUCAGAUGA